GUCCUUGUUUUUCAGGUUGAGAAAGCACUUUGGAUUCCCUUUUUCGCUUCCAGUCGUAGUUCUUUUUAUUCUUCGCGAGUGUGGAUUUUUUCAAGAUAUCUUCCCGCACCCAGUCAAGAAAUUCACUGAUCGACGCCAUGGGCUGGAUGUCUGCGAGCGGCCGGGAUACUGUUGCUUCCGAAGACGAAGUAUUUUCUCGUCUUCUGGUAUCGAAAAAAAAAGCGAAGCGGCAGAGUCGAGGAAAAGCUGGGUCAGUUGUCGAGGCAGGAGUUUACGGGUCGGUCGUUUCGGGUUUGUGGGCGUCGAGUGGAAAUUUCUGGGAUCCGGUGCCAGGGCCGAUUUCUCGCCGUCGUUCCGGUUGUCCGCGUGCGAUUGAGCGACCGGGUGUUGCUCGUAUUUCACCCAAGCCCGGGUUUCCGAUGGCGGAAGAUGUUCGGGCGCCGUCGGCUGGGGUGACGAGUGUCGAGGACGAGGCGACGUCAGUGAGCGGGUUUCACGACGAGGAUGACGAUGAUGACGACGACGGGGGCGCCUCUUGGCCAGAAGAAGAAGCCCUGUCCUUGGACUCUGUCGGUUCUCACAGCUCUGAGGACGAGUUGGAGACCAUCAACUCUGUCCAGAAUGCCGCCGUUAACAACAGUGUCGCCGAUGAAGACGAGCAGAGUUUGGUGAGCCAUCAGUUGCGACGGAAACGUUCCCGGCCGGGCUCGUCGUUCAGCUCCGACGAUGACGACGAGGUGUCGGACAUUCUGUUGUCAGCGGAAGGCGGCGGUGUGGACGUGGACGAGGACUCUAGCACCGGACCGGCGUCCGUGGCGCCCGUGCAAUUCUCCGCCACUCCGCCGCAAGAUCUGCCCAGACCCGGUCGAGUGUUGGCCGCCUCGACGACGAAUUCGACAACGUCCUCGAGAGCAACGUUGUCGACAUCGUCGUCAGAAGGGAUGGGAUUCCAUCGGCCAUCGACGACAUCGUCGACGCCGACGACUCAGCGACAGGCCACCGACUCGUCGCGAGUCGUUCACGCCGCACGUCAGCCGCGGCCCUUCCUCGAUUUUGACAAAAUGCGGCAGAGGGGGUUGUUAGUUCGGGUUAUAUUGGAGGCGGCGUUUCUUAUCGCCGACGUUUCGGUUCUCGUCAGUGUCGUCGAGAGGAAUUUGGCGCUAUUCGGCGCGAGGAAGAUGUGA
Molecule: messenger RNA, 1184 nt
Organism: Notodromas monacha
Lineage: Eukaryota; Metazoa; Arthropoda; Ostracoda; Podocopida; Cyprididae
Source: the annotation of a GenBank genome assembly